Molecule: messenger RNA, 1156 nt
Organism: Oncorhynchus tshawytscha (Chinook salmon)
Lineage: Eukaryota; Metazoa; Chordata; Actinopteri; Salmoniformes; Salmonidae
Product: NOP protein chaperone 1
Exons: 4
Coding region: 66-560 (164 amino acids)
Biological process (GO): box C/D snoRNP assembly
Molecular function (GO): box C/D methylation guide snoRNP complex binding
Source: RefSeq, a predicted model, not a curated record
GCGUUCAUGACACCGGAAGUAGACUCUCACGUUGCGGAAGCAAGCAAAAAACAACGGCAGCACACAUGUUGAAUCAUCAUACAACGAAAAUGGAAUUAAAUUUGAACAAUAAGAAAACAAGCUCACAAGACUUGCUCGCGUGUGGCAACGGAGGUCUUCAUGACAAGCUUCUCCUCAAGUCGAAGGGGCCCAAGGCUGGCAGUUCUUUGCAAACCGAGAGGGUCCCAAGAAGUAGUGUUAUGGACCGACUGCAAAACUUCCUACCCCAGAUGGCCCAGGCCAAUGAGAAGCUCAAGUUGCAGAUGGAGCAGGCACCUGAGGGCCACUAUGACAUAGAGAGGGUGGAGGAGUCUGGAAAGGUCAUAGAGAUGGAUGUGUCGCUGGUGGAGCUCAGUAGUUCAGACAGCGACUCAGACAGAGAGUCUUCACAGGACAACGGCGCCAACUCAGACUCUGAGGAGGAGAGUGAGCUCACAGAGGAGAACCUCAAACUACCUGGCAACAGCCAGAGGCAGAUAAAGAAGGUUCAUAUCCAAGUCCUGGAGAAACAAGUGGAUUAGGCCGUUAUAGGCCUCUAAAGAGACUACUGGGACAGUUGCAGUGUAGAAUAUUGACAUGCGUUGGUAAAACUAAUCAACUGACGUGGGAUCAGUUCUCCUUCUCCAAGCCCUUUUCAUAACCAUUAUGAGUGAAGGAAUAAGAACUUCAGUGAGGACAUGUCAGUGAGGACAUGGUCCUCGAGGGCUAAUGGAUUAACAGUGGAUGGAGACCUGCUGCAGUGAGGGAUAAAGGGGACACUGGUGUCUACAUAGGGGGGUGUCUGUGCUAUAAAGGCCAAAUAUCAUGUGUCAACAGUACUAUUUGAGCCAUAAUGAGAUGGGGAGUGAGUGCCUUCUCAAGCAUGUGCAGUAAGAAUGUGUCUUACAUAAUUUCCUGUUUAUCUGAUGACCGUAGGAUACAUGUAAGGUUAAAGUUCAUAGUGGCUUCAUUGAUGGCAGAGAAAGAAAUUACACCUAUCUGUAUUCAAUCCAUUUUAUUUUACCCCUUUUUUCUCCCCAAUUUCGUGGUAUCCAAUUGUUUUUAGUAGCUACUAUCUUGUCUCAUCGCUACAUCUCCCAUACGGGCUCGGGAGAGACGAAGGUUGAAAGUCAUGCGU